CCGCACAGUCCCCAAGCUCUCGCUCCCUGUACUCAAAAGUCGUCACCUUCUCUGCCGGUUCGCCCCCACGCCAGCGAGGAUGUCGGUCGAAAACCACACGGCGGAGACGCCGGCCGGAGAGCGAGAGCUUCCCCUCGUCCUCCUCCUCCCCCCUCUCUUCCCCCACUUCCAUGUCGCGCUCACCCACAAAUUCCGCUUCCUGAAGCCCUGGGAGUCCCCCCUCCCCCGAGAAGAAUUCCUCGCCGCCCACGCCGGCGCCGUCCGGGCCCUCCUCUGCUCCGGUCCUACCCCCGUCGACGCCGAGCUUCUUGCCUGCCUCCCCCGGCUGGAGCUCGUGGUGGCCUCCAGCGCCGGGGUCAAUCAUAUUGAUGUCGCUGCGUGCCGGCGCAGGGGCAUCGCCAUAACCAACGCCGGGAACGCCUUCACUGAUGAUGUUGCGGAUUAUGCGGUGGCUCUGUUGAUCGAUGUCCUGCACAAGAUCUCUGCGUCUGAUCGGUAUGUGCGGCGAGGACUCUGGCCGAUCAAGGGCGACCAUCCACUCGGUCGCAAGCUGGGUGGAAAACGAGUUGGUGUUAUCGGUCUAGGAAGCAUUGGAUCAGCAGUUGCAAGAAGGCUCGAGGCCUUCGGCUGCACUAUCUUAUACCACUCAAGAAGAAAGAAGCCAUCUGUCUCGCACCAGUUUUUCUCAAAUGUUACUGACCUUGCUGCUGAAAGCGAUGUUCUGGUUACAACUUGUACAUUGACUGCUGAAACACACCAUAUCAUCGACAGGGAAGUCAUGUUAGCAUUAGGGAAAGAUGGCAUUAUCAUCAACGUAGGGCGUGGGGCUCUUGUUGACGAGAAGGAAUUAGUCAGGUGUUUAAUGGAAGGAGAGAUUGGAGGUGCUGGUCUCGAUGUGUUCGAGAAUGAACCAGUUGUGCCCCAAGAGCUCCUUCACAUGGACAAUGUUGUACUGACACAUCAUCAAGCUGUGUUCACACCGGAGUCAUUUCAUGGGCUGCUUGAGGUGGUCAUGGGCAAUUUGGAAGCUUUCUUCUCAAAUAGGCCAUUGCCUACUCCAGUUUCAGAGUAGAAAGAAAACGAUCAAUUCUUUGACAGCAUAUAAUGAGCCAGUCUGAUAAGAUUCCCCUGAUUAUAUUAGUACCAGGAUAUUGGAUCCUGUCAAAACUCUCAUCAUCAUGCUGUAACCGUUGUCUUGUGGCUGUCUUAUUAUUAAACAUCUCAUUGUGCUAAAAUGACUAGAAUCAUUACGGCAUCUGACAGCUACAGCUUCAUUUCCUUGUCGUAGGCAUCGUAUGCCUGUGUACUUGGACCUGCUUGCAUGACUCCAAUAAUGGUGAUUCCUCCAAA
Messenger RNA from Elaeis guineensis (African oil palm), 1350 nucleotides. Its product is annotated as glyoxylate/hydroxypyruvate reductase HPR3. The record is from RefSeq and is a predicted model, not a curated record. Gene Ontology annotation, cellular component: cytosol. NCBI's taxonomy places the organism in Eukaryota, Viridiplantae, Streptophyta, Magnoliopsida, Arecales, Arecaceae. Gene Ontology annotation, molecular function: hydroxypyruvate reductase [NAD(P)H] activity; glyoxylate reductase (NADPH) activity; NAD binding.